AUGUGUGUAGGGACCUUGUUAGUGGGCGGUUUUGAGUCCCACGUUUUAUUCGACUCUGGAGCAUCGAAUUGCUUCAUUACACCGGAGCGUGCCGAGAAGAGUGGCAUCCGGAGUAGCGCGGGCGAGAGCGCGGGCAUGGUCAAGGUGGCGGGAGGUGGAUUCUUGUCUACUUUGGGCCGUGCUAGAGGAGUCGAGAUCGAGAUUGCGGGGCAGUCAAUGCCAGCAGACUUAGUCAUCAGUCCGGUGGAGCUGUAUGACGUUAUUCUCGGGAUGGACUGGUUGUCACACUACAGAGUUCAUCUGGAUUGCUACAGAGGUAGAGUGGUCUUCGAGCGAGAUGCAGGGAGGUUGGUUUAUCAGGGAGUGAGACCGACUUCCGGGAGUAUUGUGAUAUCUGCUAUUCAGGCCGAGCAGUUGUUAGAGCGGGGCUGUGAGGCGUAUCUGGCGACGAUUUCUAUGUCUGAGUCAGGAGCUGGAGUUGUUAUGGGAGAUAUUGAGGUUGUCCAGGAUUUUGAGGAUGUCUUUCAGUCACUGAAGGGAUUACCACCAUCUCGGUCUGAUCCUUUCACGAUUGAGUUAGAGCCGGGGACAGCACCGAUAUCGAAGACGCCUUACAGGAUGGCGCCAGCUGAGUUGGCAGAGCUGAAGAAGCAGAUAGAGGACCUUUUGUCUAAGGGGUUCAUUCGACCGAGUGUUUCACCGUGGGGAGCACCGGUGUUGUUUGUGAAGAAGAAGGAUGGCAGUUUCAGACUUUGUAUCGAUUACAGAGGUCUUAACCGAGUCACUGUGAAGAACAGGUACCCACUCCCGAGGAUUGAUGAGUUGUUGGAUCAGUUGAGGGGUGCUACUUGGUUCUCCAAGAUUGACUUGGCAUCGGGGUAUCAUCAGAUCCCGAUAGAUGAGGCAGAUGUCAGGAAGACUGCUUUCAGGACGCGUUAUGGGCAUUUUGAGUUUGUGGUUAUGCCUUUCGGUUUGACUAACGCGCCGGCAGCCUUCAUGAGAUUGAUGAACGACGUGUUCAGGGAGUAUUUGGACGUGUUUGUCAUCAUUUUCAUUGAUGAUAUUCUGGUAUACUCGAGGAGUCAGGAGGAGCAUGCGACUCACUUGAGGUUGGUUCUGGAGAAGCUUCGGGAGCAGAAGCUUUUUGCUAAGUUGAGCAAGUGCAGUUUCUGGCAGCGAGAGAUGGGAUUUCUUGGCCACAUUGUUUCUGCAGAGGGAGUUUCUGUGGAUCCGGCUAAGAUUGAGGCUAUCAGAGAUUGGCCUAGACCUAGUAGUGCCACCGAGAUCAGGAGUUUUCUGGGUUUGGCAGGAUACUACAGGAGGUUCGUCAAGGGGUUUGCUACCAUGGCGCAGCCGAUGACGAAGUUGACCGGGAAGGAUGUCCCUUUUUUUGGUCAGCUGAGUGUGAGGAGAGCUUUAGUCAGCUCAAGGAGAUGUUGA
Molecule: messenger RNA, 1440 nt
Organism: Microthlaspi erraticum
Lineage: Eukaryota; Viridiplantae; Streptophyta; Magnoliopsida; Brassicales; Brassicaceae
Source: the annotation of a GenBank genome assembly